AUGGAGGGCAAGGCCGAUCAGCUUGUGGAAGAGGCAGAGAAGUCCCUCAAGGGGUUUUCAUUGUCUAAAUAUUUCGGCGGCGACAAAUACGAAAAGGCUCACGGCAAGUUUAUUCAGGCGGCAACACAAUACAAGGCGUGCAGCAACUACGCAAAGGCUGCCAAGGCAUAUGGGCGAGCUGCUGAGAUGUCAAUGGCUAGUAAGAACGAGGUAGAUGUCACAGCAGAACUUGAGGAUGCCGCGAGAUGCCACGUAAAAGCCAACGAUAAGGAUGCGGCAACGAGGUUGUACAGGCAGGUUGCUGAGUAUUACGAGAGGAACCAAAUGCACAUUCGAGCUGCAAAGACAUGCGUAAGCCUGAGCGAAAUCACGGAGGGGUCUGCUCAGAUCAAGUGGCUUGAGAAGGCUUCCACAUACUAUCGGAUGCAGGGGUCACGGGUGUCAGCAGAUGAGUUGAUACAAAAAGUAGCAGAAGCAAAGGCAAGAAUGGGAGACUAUAAGGGCGCACAUGAGUUGUAUGAACAACUUGCUCGCGAAACACUGAACGACGCUGUGAUGCGUGGUGGGGCGCGAAGGUUGUUCUUUAUGGCGCUUUUGACGCAACUCGCUGGGAUUACGAGGGAAAACUUUAUGGAGGAUCUAGCCGCGCUGCGUGAGCGGUUUGAGGAGUAUCAGGACCUGGACACGCAGUUUGACCACCUCACUCGCGAGCAUAUGCUUGUGCAGGGUGUCAUCGAGGCCAUGGAGGUUGAGAGCGUGGAGAAGAUGGAGGAGGCGAUAGCUGACUAUGAUAACAUCUGUGUGUUGGAUGAGCUGAAGGAAAAGAUGCUUCUCCGCGCCAAGAGAGCACUCGUCGGUCGUCUUGAUGACCUUCGGUAA
Molecule: messenger RNA, 879 nt
Organism: Trypanosoma cruzi
Lineage: Eukaryota; Euglenozoa; Kinetoplastea; Trypanosomatida; Trypanosomatidae
Exons: 1
Coding region: 1-879 (292 amino acids)
Biological process (GO): intracellular protein transport; SNARE complex disassembly
Cellular component (GO): vacuolar membrane; SNARE complex
Molecular function (GO): syntaxin binding; soluble NSF attachment protein activity
Source: RefSeq, a predicted model, not a curated record